Molecule: messenger RNA, 1668 nt
Organism: Glossina fuscipes
Lineage: Eukaryota; Metazoa; Arthropoda; Insecta; Diptera; Glossinidae
Product: kinesin-related protein 9-like
Exons: 1
Coding region: 1-1668 (555 amino acids)
Source: RefSeq, a predicted model, not a curated record
AUGCGGCCUGUGCACAAUGGGCCUCCGAAAAUACAAUCCACGGUAAAUCAGCCUCCCCAAAUGCGGCCUGUGCUCAAUGGGCCUCCGCAAAUGCAAUCCACGGGCAAUCAACCUUCCCAAAUGCGGCCUGUGCACAAUGGGCCUCCGCAAAUACAAUUCACGGGCAAUGUGCCUUCACAAACGCGGCCUACGGGCAAUAGGCCUUCCCAAAUGCAACAUACGGGCAAUCAGGCUUUCCAAACGCGGCCUGUGCUCAAUAGGCCUCCGCAAACUCAAUCCACAAUCAAUAAGCCUGCACAAAUGCGGCCUAAAUUGAAUGUGUUUUCGCAAACGCAACCCACGGGCAAUGGGCCUCAACAAAUGCGGCCUAAAUGCAAUGUGCCUUCACAAACGGAGCCUAUAUGCAAUGGGCUUUCCCAAACGCAAUCUAUGGGCAAUCAGCCUUCCCAAACGCGGCCUACGUUCAAUGGGUCUUCCCAAAUGCCACCUGUGGGUAACGAGCCUUCACAAAUGCAACUCAAGGGCGAUGGCCCUCCACAAACGCGGCCUAUGUUCAAUGGGCCGUCGCAAAUGCCGGGAUUCACUCAUUCUUCAACGGUUAAUAAUUCGAAUCUUCAUGGUUCGUCAAUUCAAUGCAUGUCAGAUAAAAUUAAAUAUGAUAAAAUGGCACUGUUAGAUAUCAGAAAAGAAAUGACUACACCUACUGCCGCCGGCAAAGCUGAUAAACGCCAAACAUCAAAUUCUCUCACAGAUAGUCAACAACAUAAAAAAAAUUACAAGCGUACACAAUCUUCUUUAAACACUGACUCUUCUACUAGUACACCUAAUCCUAUAGUAAAAACUUCUACAAAGCAAUCUAUAAAGCAAUCUUCUCCGAUAUCGGACAAAGUUAAAAAUAAUGAAACAGCAACUUCCAGUUGCGGAACAACAGUUGCUGAAACCGCAACAACCGUAAGUGCUGUACGACAAACGAUGAUAAGUACUACGCCAAGUAGUCAACAAGAUAAACCAAAUAUAUCUACUGUUCCUAAAUCUUCUUCGAACGACCUUGCUUCUCCGCCAGUUAAAACCGAUAUUUCGACAAAUCUUUCCAUUCAGCAAUCUAAUCUAAUUAACAACACUUCUUGUUCUACUUCUGUUGCUAGCUCGAAUCGUCCUUUAGACGGUAACACAACUACUUCUAAUAGUACAACAAGAAGUGGUAGUGCGAGCAGUAAAUCAAAUUAUUCAGUUAAUUCUUUAAUAUCCAAACCUACAACGAUCAAUUCUGGAGUUUUAACUUCUGCUGCUACUGGCUCGUCGCAACUAGCAUCUGAAAGACAAAGUGCCCCAGUAGCACGUAUUACGAUAGGCAGUGAAGCCACUAACGAUAGAACGACUUAUGCUCACACAUCAGCGGAACUAACUUCUAAUAGAACAUUUAUAAGGGAGGCCUAUUCUCAAUAUUCCCCAGCAGCUUGCUUCACGAUACCCAAUGAAGUCAAUAAUCAUAGAGCGCAUUAUGCGAAUGCUUACACAUCAGCGGAAUUAAAUUCUAAUAGAGCAUCUAUAAAUCAGGCUUAUUCUCCUCAACGUCCCCACACAGUUACUCGAUCAGAAAACAAUUUAAGAAGUUCUAAUCAGGGUAGAACGACAACUAAAAAGGACUCAGGAUGUCAGAUUUCUUAA